AUGUCUUCUAUUCCUCAACCUACUAAUGUUAAUGGGGUCAAAGCUGACCCUAAAUUUUUGAGAGAUCCUUCUGCGUUGGAAUCUAUUUCAUCAGCUAUAUAUGAACUUUCUUCAUAUGUGGCUUAUUCUCUUCCAACUUCUCUUACCUCGUUACGUAAGACUACCACAAACUCUACAAAUGACUAUCAACAGUCAAUAAAUUAUCAUAAAGGACAUUUAUCACAUCAAUUUACCAGCGAUAUGGAUCCUGUACCUGAUGGACUUUUUGAGAAAAAAAAGGACUUGAUUAUAUAUGCAGCAUUCGAUGAAAUUUUGACAUGUUCUAAUGAUGCAUAUAAAAGUACUAAAAGUAAAUCGGUUCUUUUUCUGGGAUAUCCUGACGGAUUUCAGAUAUGGGAUAUAUCACGUGCUGAUAAUAUUCACGAACUUGUAUCAAUUAGAGACGAAGAAAAUCUUGGUCAAGUUAUAUGCAUAAAGCCAAUACCUAAUCCACGUCAUACAUCGAAAGAUACAUUCGAUAAAUAUGCGGAAGUUCGUCCGUUUAUUGGAAUAAUUUGUGUAUUAACACCACCACGAGAAAACGAUACAUUCACACCAAAACCUAAAUGUGUGUUAAAAUUCUUUUCAUUAAAAACACAUCAAAUUAUUAAAUCGAUGGAAUUUGAGAAUGAUGGUAACAUUAUCAGUCUGGAUUGUAAUGAACGAGCAAUUGUUGUGGGUCUUAUUAAUCCGACAAAACUUCAUGUUAUUUCAUCCUCAACUCUGGCGCCAUUGUCUUUUUCACCGUUACAAGAUGUUGUAGUACAUCCUUCUACUCGGAUUCCGGUAUUCACUUUAGGGCCAAGAUUGUUGGCUUAUGCAACAACAAGUCAUCCUCCGGAAAAUAAUGGUAAAAAGGAUGGCUAUGUGAUGAGUGAUAGUGAUGAGGAUGUUAGGGCAACUGGAAAAUAUAAGGUUGCCAAGGAUGUUGCAAAAGAAGUUGUUAACGGUGUAAAAUUUUUAGGCGAUUAUGGAUAUCAGACACUUUCUUCGUACUUUAAUAAUUCAAACCAACAGACUUCCACACCAAACAAACCACAACCUACUAUGCCCAUAAAUAUCAACAAUCCAAACAAUGCGAGGGGCAAUUCAAAUGGUUCGUUUUCAACACAGAAUAGUCCAUCCAAUGGACAUUAUUACAAUCCAAGGGUUGGAAGUAUGGGAAGUAGUAAUGGAGAAAAUAGUAAUGGAAUAGGUUUGGUUAAUGAAAAAGAUAAUGGUGCUAUUGGAGCGGUAAUCAUACGCGACCUUGGCAUAACAUGUGACGAACAAAAAAAACAAUCCAAUAUUAUUAUUUAUUUUUCACCGCACACCAAUCAUGUUGGGUAUUUAUCAUUUAGUCCAUCUGGAACUUUUUUGCUUUCGACAUCAGUCCAAGGUCAUCAAUUUCAUGUGUUUGAAAUUAUUGGCAAACGUCGUCGAGGCAGAAACAGCAAAAGUUUGAAACAUGUGUAUCAACUAUCAAGGGGUUAUACAAAUGCUAGUAUUGGUUAUGGAGGUGUGGGUUGGAGUGAUGACUCUAGAUGGUGUGCUGUAGCUAGUGGACGUGGAACUAUUCAUUUAUUCGCAAUCAAUCCAUAUGGUGGUCCUGCUCAUGUACCUUCUCAUAUAGCAGGAUGGGUUAAUAAUGUGGAUGAAUCGUAUAAAUUGAUUACACAAUCAGCAGCGAUUCGUAUUAAGCCUCGUACACCUUUACCGCCAGAUUCAACUGAAGUUACUGAUGGUACUUUACAAGGCAUAAAUGCAAAUGUACACCUUAAUAAUUAUGAAUAUUCAUCUCCAUCUGCAGAUAUUAAUGCAUUUUCUAUUGAUCAAUCACAUCGUCAAAAUCCUUUAUACAAUCCUGGAAAUUCAAAUAAUCUUUAUGUAAAUUAUAAUGUACAACAGCACCCUGCAUUACAUUAUAACACACUGUCGUCUCCAUUUCCGAAUUAUUACCAAAGGAAAUCUCCAGGAAUAUGUGUCAAAUUUUUGCCGUCUGUGUCCAAUUGUUCUAUAUCGAGAUCAAAUUCAAACAAUGUGCUAUUAGUUGGUAAUAUAAAUGCAAAGAGACAAAAUAAAAAACGACAACAACUAAAUCUCGUGCCUGAAAAUAUUCCUAGUAAUGAAAAAACUGGUCGGAGAAGAUCUCAUUCUUGGUCUCAAAAUUAUACACCAAGUAGCACAUCUAAUUAUAUUGAAUUUGAAAAUAAUAAUAACAAACAUGAUAUUGGUUAUCAAGAUCUGUGGAGUUUUCAUCCUGCUGGUAUCUUGACACUGCAUCGUGUGUGGGUAGAGGGAGUAACGGCCGAACAAACAUCUAAUCAAGGAACAAAAGAUGAAACAAAUAAUAGUAACGUAAUUUCACUUGGUGGUACACCAUUAGCGGGAAACGUAGCAGCAGUUGCUAAUGUCGGCAGAGUUUUGGUUGGUAGUGCAGCAGGCGUUGUGGGAAUGGGAGUGGAAAUUGCAACUAGUGCAGUUAUGAAAAAAAAUAACACUUUAGAUAUGGUUGUCAGUUAUGAAGAUGUUGCUGAAUGGCAAUUAAUUCGUGAUGGUACAUGGGCUGAAGUGAAAAAUGUCAUUGAAUCACCUAAACAAAGUAAUAUUGAAAAUGAAAUCAUGGCAAAAAGAGAAAGUGAUAAAAAAAAAUGGCUUGCUAAUGCAGAAAUUAUAACGUAUACUAAUUCAAAAGUAUCCUUACCUCCACCUUUGUGGGCAACACCUCAAUUUACAUUUCAAACAUUUUUGCCUGGUUAUAAAGAUGCUAUAAACAAAGGAGAAGUACCUCGUUCAAAAAAGAUUGAAAUAAAAAGGGACGUUGUAGAAAGAAUAGAAACAAGUGAAAAGUUUGAUGAAAUUAACGGAUUGAUGAAUAAUGAAGAUAAUAGAAGUGGUAGAGCGAUUCUUAUUCCAGCUGGUAAAGCUAUUGGUAAAGAAACAGGAGAUAUGUCAGCAAAUCUAUCAACAGCAAUGCGUACAUCACUUGAGUUUACACCAUCUAGUCCGACACUUUCUGCUGUUAACAUUAAAUCCAGAGACUCCACAACACCUUUAUCCUUUGAGGAUGCGCAUCAUAUACAUAUUGCGAAUAAUAUUCCUACCAUAACAACAUCAAUUACUCAAUCUUCAUUACUAAAUAAUAAAAGCAAUAUUUCACUGGGGUUAUUAAAUAAUAAUACAUUUAUCCAGCAAUCAUCUUCAUCUGGUACUCAAUCGACCUCAUCAUCAUCCAUGGCAUCUGAAACCACGUAUAGUGAUGAUGUUAAAGAAUUAGAUUAUAAUUUGAAUGAUACGGGUGAAAAGGAAGGAAAUUUCUUCUUUUCUCCUGAUGGAGAUAAUGAAGUAGAAUUACCUAGUGAUAGUAUUGUAUUAACUCAUGAUAAUUAA
This is a messenger RNA of Scutellospora calospora, 3408 nucleotides long. NCBI's taxonomy places the organism in Eukaryota, Fungi, Glomeromycota, Glomeromycetes, Diversisporales, Gigasporaceae. The record is from the annotation of a GenBank genome assembly.